Molecule: messenger RNA, 1757 nt
Organism: Lontra canadensis (Northern American river otter)
Lineage: Eukaryota; Metazoa; Chordata; Mammalia; Carnivora; Mustelidae
Gene: FBXO31
Product: F-box protein 31
Exons: 10
Coding region: 40-1728 (562 amino acids)
Molecular function (GO): protein binding
Source: RefSeq, a predicted model, not a curated record
GGCGCGUGCGCACAGGCGGCGGCCGUCCCUCGCGCCGGCAUGGCGGUGUGCGCUCGGCUCUGCGGUGUGGGCCCGUCGCGGGGGUGUCGGCGCCGCCAGCAGCGCCGGGGCCCGGCCGAGACCGCGGCGGCCGACAGCGAGCCGGACACGGACCCCGAGGAGGAGCGCAUCGAGGCGGGCGCGGCGGCCGUGGCGGGGGCGCCGGGCGGUCGGGGCGCGGGCCCGCAGCCGCCCCCGCGCUGCUCGCUGCUGGAGCUGCCGCCCGAGCUGCUGGUGGAGAUCUUCGCGUCGCUGCCGGGCACCGACCUGCCCAGCCUGGCCCAGGUCUGCACCAAGUUCCGGCGCAUCCUGCACACCGACACCAUCUGGAGGCGGCGCUGCCGGGAGGAGUAUGGCGUUUGCGAGAACCUGCGGAAGCUGGACAUCACGGGCGUGUCUUGUAGAGACGUCUAUGCCAAGCGUAUAAACCCUCGCGUGAAGUCGGGACGUUUCAUGAAAAUUCUUCCCGAUUACGAGCACAUGGAAUACAGAGAUGUUUACACCUGCCUGCUCCAUCGGUACCGACACAUUCUGGGAUUGUGGCAGCCGGACAUCGGGCCCUACGGAGGACUGCUGAACGUGGUGGUGGAUGGCUUGUUCAUCAUCGGCUGGAUGUACCUGCCCCCCCAUGACCCACACGUGGACGACCCGAUGCGAUUCAAGCCUCUGUUCAGAAUCCACCUGAUGGAGAGAAAGUCGGCCACUGUGGAGUGCAUGUAUGGCCACAGAGGGCCGCACAACGGCCACAUCCAGAUCGUGAAGAAGGAUGAGUUCUCCACCAAGUGCAACCAGACGGACCACCACAGGAUGUCUGGCGGGAGGCAGGAGGAAUUCCGAACGUGGCUGCGGGAGGAGUGGGGGCGGACGCUGGAGGACAUCUUCCACGAGCACAUGCAGGAGCUCAUCCUCAUGAAGUUCAUCUACACCAGUCAGUACGACAACUGCCUGACCUACCGCCGCAUCUAUCUCCCGCCCAGCCACCCGGAUGACCUCAUCAGACCCGGCCUCUUCAAAGGCACCUAUGGCAGCCACGGCCUGGAGAUCGUCAUGCUCAGCUUCCACGGGAAGCGUGCCCGAGGCACGAAGAUUACGGGUGACCCGAACAUCCCCGCCGGGCAGCAGACGGUGGAGAUCGACCUCAGGCACCGCAUCCAGCUGCCCGACGUGGAGAGCCUACGCAGCUUCAGCGAGCUCUCCCGCCUCGUCCUGGACGUGCGGGAGCGGCUGCGCCAGGAGCAGCAGCAGCAGCAGAGCGGGCUGGAGGACGGCGAGGCCGGAGGACGGCAGAGCCCCCGAGAGCCCCAGCGGGGCCCUGCGCAGCCCGGCGCGGAGCUGCCUGCCGAGGAGGUUGGGGAGGCCGGGGGAGCCGAGGCCGCGGGUGCCCAGCCUGGGCAGGGACAGCCCUUUGUGUUGCCUGUGGGCGUGAGCUCGAGGAACGAGGACUACCCCCGCACCUGCAGGAUGUGCUUCUACGGCACAGGCCUCAUCGCCGGCCACGGCUUCACCAGCCCCGAGCGCACCCCUGGGGUCUUCAUCCUGUUUGACGAGGACCGUUUUGGGUUCAUCUGGCUGGAGCUGAAAUCCUUCAGCCUGUACAGCAGGGUGCAGGCCACUUUCCGGAAUGCAGAGGCGCCGUCCCCGCAGGCCUUCGAGGAGAUGCUGAAGAACAUCCAGUCCCUGACCUCCUGACGGGCCGCCUCCCUGCGGCGCCCCCGCGG